AUGUCGUUCAAUCUUGCAUUUUUCAACGGUGAUGUUAAACGGGAUCGGCGGCAGGAGGCGAUGCUUCGAAGCAUGAAUGAACGGGACUCGUUUUUGAAGCGGCUUGAGCAGAUGAGCGCGCAAAGAGAUUUGGAGGAUAAAAAGAAAAAGGCGUCGAUGAAAAUUCAAAAGGAAUGGAGACGAUACAGAAUGAAAAGAAUUGUGGGCAACGAUUUGCGAUCAAUGUUUGAUGCGCUUAGGGAGGAUGACAACGCGAGAAGUGUUCAGGAUAUUUCUCGAAUGCUUAACCUGAUUGCUGUGUUCUAUGAGAAGGGUAAAGAUGAUUCGAGAUUGGUAUUUGUAUUAAAUGAAGCCGUAAGAAUUUCGCGAGAGUUUCCCAACGAUUGCGCGAACAUUGCGCCCGAAUCGCGACGUCUUCUACUGGCGAGAUGCUGUAUAAAGUUCAUGCUCAAUGCGGACAGCUGCACCAACUUUUUCAUGAUUUACAGGUUUUUUGAAGCAUUUAUAACGUCGAACAGUGCAUUAAUGGAGAAAUGCGCGAAUAUUGGGUAUUUCGAAGCGCAACUCAAACUCAUGGAUACGGUAACUGAGCCGAAAUUGACCGGAAUUGAGGCGAAGGCGCCGCCGCCGAGAUGUAUGCAAGUCAUGAGCCGAUUUUUUGCUCCGAUUGAGAAAAAGUCGCCAAUUUGCACGAUUCCGAUUUAUGCGCAUAUUAUUCGUGCCAUGUGCAAUUGUCCGAAUGACUUGCAAUUUAUCAAUUAUCUAUUGUCCCAAUUUACCAAUGUUAUGAGCCCGAAUAGUCCCCAUUUCUCGGGAUUUCUGAAAACUGUUGAAAACGCCGCGCUCGAUGGUAGACACGAUUCGGCGAUGGCGAGAUUGAGGCUGAAAGCGUUGCUAAUUGAGCAGACGAAAAAUUUCGACGAUUUCGACGAGGCGAUGGUGUCACAAUUUAUGAACACAUUGGCGAAAGUGAUGGCGAUGGGCGAUGGUGUUGCAGUAAAUGACAGGUGUGACGCGAUGGAGCUUGGCGACGAGAAGCCCGAGCAUUAUUUGAGGCGAAUUGUCGACGAACGACUCGAAUCGGAUCAGUUCCGGCGAAUCGCGAAAGUUUAUGUGAAUUGUGCCAAUAUGAAACUUGAAACGAUUGUCUCCCUUCAAAAGCAAUUUCUUGUGAUAGUCGACACACUUGCCGGAUCGAGCAAUUUUAUGAAAUCACUGACAACGUUCAUCAUAUCGAAUAUUGAUAGGAAUGGGAAGAUUGACGAAACGACGCCAAAUUUGGGAAUGGUGAAGUCGGCGAUCACAUUGGUGUGCUGUUGUAUUCGGAAAAGACUGGCGUCGGUUGCUGAUUCGGAAUUCGAGCCAGAUCUCGUCGUUCCGCAAUUUAUUGAUGUUUUGACACUUUUGAGAAAUGUUUGCUUAAAACUCAUAAAUCUAGUGCAUCCUGAUGUGCCCAGUUUCAAGAAGAUGUCGGAAGUUCGGCAGAAAUUGAACGAAGCGAAAAUGAAAUGGAAAGAUGUUUGCGAUGCAGUGGUGAGCACACUCCAGGCGGUCAACGAAAAAGAGACGAGACUGAAAUUUUUGAAAGAUGGAUUCUGGACGGACCAUGACAGAAAUGUUGUUAUCACGAAAUGGGAAGUCGACAGACGGCCAAAUCAGCGCGCGUCGAAUUCCGAUGAUCAAGCGUUCGUUCAGCAUUUGUCGUAUGCUUAUGAUGGAAGCGACGAUGAUUCGGAUGUAGAGGAAGAGAGAAAAAAUAUUUCCCCAAUUGCUGCUCGUAAUCUCGCUAUAAUGCAAUCGAUCCCAUUUAUCGUACCUUUUAUGCAGAGAGUUAAGAUUUUCUCGAAAUUGAUCAAUCAUGAUCGAAAUGAGGGCGAAAUUCCGCGAAUGCACGAUUUCGAUUUUCGCAGCAAUGGCUAUAACAUCACGGUUCGACGCGAAAGCCUUUAUGAUGAUGCUUUUGAGGUUUUGGGUCCGAAUCCGGGAAACGAUCGCGAUUUACGCCUGCCGAUUCGUGUCCGAAUGGUCAACUGGAUCGGAGUGAAUGAAGCUGGAGUUGACGGUGGCGGAAUUUUCCGAGAAUUUCUCAAUGAGGUGCUCAAAGAAGGCUUUGAUGUCAAUCGUGGACUAUUCCAAUAUACGUCUAAUCGAUUACUGUACCCAAACCCAUCGUCACCGAUUGUCCUCGGGCCACAGUAUUACAGACAUUAUCAUUUUUUGGGGAGAAUGCUGGGAAAGUUGAUCUAUGAGAAGCAACUCAUUGAGCUGCGAUUCGCCGAAUUCUUCAUUUCGCAACUUCUCUCGUCGAAUCGCCAUCAGAAGGAUGUCGAUUUGCAGCACAUGAAGAGCUACGAUCCGGAGGUGUUCAAGCAUUUGAGAGGAUUGUUUGAUAUGAGCGAAAUCGAAUUGGAAUCGCUUCAAUUGGACUUCAGUUUGGUGAUCGAUGAUCUCGGCGAUGUCAAGACGGUCAAUUUGAAGCCGAACGGCUCAUCGAUUCGAGUGACACGCGAGAAUGUUCACGAAUAUGUUCGCCUCUAUGUCAAUCAUCAUCUCAAAAAGAGGAUCGAGCCGAUGAUGGAAGCGAUGAGGCGCGGAAUCAGCGAUUUGAUCAAUGUUGAAUGGUUGUCGAUGUUCUCGUCGAACGAGAUUCAGAUUUUGAUUGCUGGAACUGAAGAAGUGUUCAGUAUUGAUGAAAUGCGCAAGCAUUGCCUUUGCACGAACACGAAAAACUCGAACGAUGAGCAUUAUAUUGAUGUGUUUUGGAGUGUUGUUGAGGAAAUGACGGCAGAAGACAAAAAAGCGCUUCUAAAAUUUAUUACGGGCUGCUCGAGACCACCGAUCGAAGGAUUUCAGAAUAUUUUCCCGCCGCUUGGAAUUUUGCUUGUCGAAGAUGAAUCGCUGCUGCCGACAAGUGCGACUUGUAUGAAUAUGCUCAAAUUGCCCAAAUAUUCGACUCGUGAGAAACUUGAGGAGAAAUUGAGAUAUGCGAUUAAUUCGAACGCUGGGUUUGAAUUGAUGUGA
Messenger RNA from Caenorhabditis bovis, 3021 nucleotides. The record is from the annotation of a GenBank genome assembly. NCBI's taxonomy places the organism in Eukaryota, Metazoa, Nematoda, Chromadorea, Rhabditida, Rhabditidae.